Molecule: messenger RNA, 1299 nt
Organism: Neospora caninum
Lineage: Eukaryota; Apicomplexa; Conoidasida; Eucoccidiorida; Sarcocystidae
Exons: 1
Coding region: 1-1299 (432 amino acids)
Source: RefSeq, a predicted model, not a curated record
AUGGAAAACUGUUCCAACCCUCUUCAAAACCGGCUUUGGGCCUGCAUUCCACAUGCGAUUUCAUGCCUUUUCAGUGGACCACAAGUCGCUUUUCAUUACGUGGACCGUAACACAUGCAACAUGGAACGCCACGCGCUCCAAAUCGUGCUGCUCGCUUUCCUCCUGGCUGCCGCGGUGCCCUGCGCCGCGUCUGAGGCCUCUGGAUCAGAGCCUGAGCCAGAUUUCACCGUUACCAUUAGCAAAGAGGGAAUUGCAGAAAACAGCCGACGGGAGUUUUCGCUCGGCCCUUCCGCCACUCUCCGUGUUGUCGACGAGACCGGCAAAGCGACUCUCCUGCCGGCUCCGACCACCGCCGGCGACAGUGAGGCGGGGCAGUACAGCGUCGCGUACGUGUUUGAGAACGGGCAGUGCAACUUCGAAAAAACAGUCGCAUACAAGGACGCCUUCCCUGGCUACUCGCAACAAUUAUGGGUCCGUACCGGAACUGAGACUAGCGCCGGGGAAGAGGGUGCAGGAGAAGUUGGGAACUACACAUUUACGAAUCCUCCUGAUGAGUAUUUGAGUGGAGGGGUCAGUUUCUGUGUCCGGUUCACGACAUCCCGAUCGACGACAACCACCACCACGACCACGCCAACCACAGCGACUACGCUAACGUCAGCCACAACGGGAAAAACCUCAGCAGGAAAAAGCGACGUCAGCGGUGGAGGCACAACUGGUACCGAAUCCGCCGCAUUACUGCGUGAUCAGCAGAACUAUCCCGAGAAAGAAGAAGCCCCUGCCCAUCCUCCAAUACAAGAAGCUGUCGGUGGUAUCAUGGCGGCCAGUUACCUGGAGUAUGACGACAGCCGCAAAGAUUCCUCCGUCACCGUGGAAAACCUGGAUGUCCCCGUGGCGAAACAAACAACCCCAAAGCAGGAAGAGUCUGUCCAAACUCCUAGUCAGUCGAGUUCCUCCGGUGAGCUCCCCGCGCAGGACCUCGCCGCACAAGAUGUGACAACUACCGCAUCUUCCACAUCGGCGAGUAGGGCAGCUCCAUCCGCCACAGAAGAACCAGAAACAGUAAACAGUCCUGCCGUCGGAACGAUACUGCAGCCCAGCACACUCGUCGACACUCCGGACAACAAAGGUACUGACGGUGAUGUCCACAGUCGCUUGAGGAGGCUUUCAGACUCAGAUGUUUCCGAAGUGAAAUACUUAACGAUCGUCGUGCACUCCGAUGCUGACUGUUCUACGGCCGGAACAUUGACGCUGUCAGCUGCUCUGUUGGCUUUGACAGCCUCACUCCUCUCCAGCUUCUAA